Dunckerocampus dactyliophorus (ringed pipefish) is the source of this 5192-nucleotide messenger RNA. Its product is annotated as ATP-sensitive inward rectifier potassium channel 10-like. The record is from RefSeq and is a predicted model, not a curated record. Gene Ontology annotation, cellular component: plasma membrane. The transcript is spliced from 6 exons. Gene Ontology annotation, biological process: regulation of monoatomic ion transmembrane transport; potassium ion import across plasma membrane. Lineage: Eukaryota; Metazoa; Chordata; Actinopteri; Syngnathiformes; Syngnathidae. The coding region runs from base 77 to 1330 and encodes 417 amino acids. Gene Ontology annotation, molecular function: inward rectifier potassium channel activity.
CCAAAGAAAAAGUUUAGAUUCAGUCGGCAGACGGGACUCGCUGAGGCAGGGCAGUGCAGCAGGUUGUGGCGUUGCCAUGGAGAUGGAAUACAUCCUGCUGGCGAGCUCCUCCCCCCAGAAAGUGUGCCACUCCCAGACCCAGACAGACGUUUUGAAGCCCCUGCUGGGCGGAGGCCUCUCUGGAGCAGGCGGGACUUUGAGGAAGAGGAGGCGAGUCCUGUCCAAAGAUGGGCGGAGCAAUGUGCGCAUCGAGCAUGUCAGUGGGCGGAGCUCUCUGUACAUGCGUGACCUGUGGACCACGUUCCUGGACAUGCAGUGGCGUUACAAGUUCUUCCUGUUCACGGCCACUUUUGCGGGGACCUGGUUCUUGUUUGGGGUGCUGUGGUACCUGCUGGCGCUGGCGCAUGGCGAUCUGCUGGAGUUUGACCCUCCGUCCAACCACACACCCUGUGUGAUGCAGAUGCAGACCUUGACGGGGGCCUUCUUGUUCUCACUGGAGUCCCAGACCACCAUUGGUUACGGCUUCCGCUGUAUCACAGAGGAAUGCCCGGUGGCUAUCGUCCUCCUCAUCAUCCAGCUGGUCCUCACCACGCUGAUGGAGAUCUUCAUCACCGGAACCUUCCUGGCUAAGGUCGCUCGGCCAAAGAAGCGAGGUGAGACCGUAAAGUUCAGCCAGCACGCUGUGGUGUCGACACAGGAGGGCCGACCCUGCCUGAUGAUCAGAGUGGCCAACAUGCGCAAGAGCCUCCUGCUUGGCUGCCAGGUCACGGGUAAGUUGCUCCAGACGUCUCUGACCAAGGAGGGAGAGACUGUUCGUCUGGACCAGAGGAAUGUUACCUUCCAAGUGGACACGUCCAGCGACAGCCCCUUCCUCAUCCUGCCACUCACCUUCUACCACAUUAUUGAUGACAGUAGCCCUCUGCGAGCAUGGGCUGCCAAGGGUGGCGGCUGGACAGAUCCAGAGUUGGCUGACUUUGAGUUGCUGGUGAUCUUGAGCGCCACCGUGGAGCCGACGUCAGCCACCUGCCAGGUUCGCACCUCCUACCUGCCCGACGAGAUCCUGUGGGGCUACGAGUUUCCCCCUGUAGUCUCUCUCUCCCAGUCGGGUAAAUACGUGGCCGACUUUGCCUUUUUCGACAAAGUGGCCAAGAGCAAGAGCGCACCGGUCUUUAAACCAUCCAGCCACACCUACCAGACCAACGGGGGCGGGACUGUUCCCGAGGUGUCUGACAAGGAGAAGAUACGCCUGGAGCAGAGCUACAGAGAGCGUGGGGAGGACCGUGGGCGUGUCCGGGACACUAACCUCAGCGUGCGUAUUAGCAACGUGUGAAGACGUGGGGCGGGACUUGGACCCGGAUUUGCACGCAGAUUUAAAAAAAAAAACACUCACAUAAGCCUGAGAAGAACCUCAAGAACAACCAGUAGGACUUCAAAAUAAGCUGGUGGGAGGUGGGAGGUGGGAGGUGGCACAGGUUCUAAACCAAGAACAUACAUCAUGACCUCGGCCAUGUUCACACACGUUAAAAAAGUAAAGGACGUUAAGUUUUUCACACAUAAAAUGGACUUUUUGUCAAAGCCACAGGGAAGUCUUUCCACCUUUUCCAGAAAUGACUUUCUUCAGGCAACUGACUACAUUGGCCUUUAGGUUUAGGAGUUUUAGUACCCCCGGUUGCUUUGGCAUGCACAUGACAGCUUCCUUUCCUUUUUCUGCAUAGUGUGCAAUACACUUAAAGAUCCCCGUAUGUGUGGACCUAGCCCCUAAUGUUGUCUUCCACAUGACUUUAGUGUAAAGUUAAACUGUUUUCAUUUGAGUGACGUACCACACAAUAAUGUGUUGUGUUGAAGGCGUACUUCUGAAAUUUAUGGAAAUGCAUGCAAAUAUUUGUCCGUGAAGCGCUCAUUUACUGGAAACUGUCAUGUGUCAUACAAAACAACCACAUUUGACUAAUAUCACAACUUGACUCACAAAAUCCACAACCCACUUCCCUUGUGACUCUGUCAGACAUUUCCUGUAGAGGGGUGUACAUCAUGCAACAUUUAUUACUGUGCUUGUACUUUUUAUAAUACUUUGGUCGCCUUAUUUACAUGAUACACUCAAAGUAUUAAAACCAGGGAUCCAAAGUGGCAGGUGAGUGUAGGCCGUCGUCAUGUUGCCUGACUUGAAGGUGUCUGUGCUUGUGUUAUUCAAUGUGUACAGUAGAUUUGAUCGUCUACCACUAACUGACAUUGCGUUGAGUCAAAACACUGUGUGUUUGUAAAUGUGUAAAAGGGAAAAGCAUGUUUAUUUUGUAACAAGAAGCUCUAGGCUGCUAAUGCUAAACAAAUGUUUAAACCAAUGAGAAGUCAUUUGAAUAAAAAAAAAAACCAUCUUUUUUUGGGUGGUUAAACAAAAGGAGAAGACCUCGAGUUGGCUUCCUGAAUUCAGCGAAAUGGAUGUCCUCGUACACGUUGUUGUUUCUCUGCUGCUGGCACAAAAAGUGGAAGGUAAACAGUAAAACACACAAACACUCACAUACUUUGCACACUUUGUUUGCUCUUUUAGUCAUGUCAGCAGUUUGUACCAUAUGCCACCGUGGAUGCUCUAAGUAGAUUUGUACCAAAAGAGUCACAAAUAUCAAAAUUUUAAAUGUUUUUGGGGUUGAAAUUUGGAGAAAUGUCUACUCAGAAUUAAAUGGUACCAUAGUGCUGCUCAUAGUCAUAAUAUAGGAUUAUUUACUCCAUUCACCACUUCAUUUGGUACACACUCUAAUCCAACACAAACAUCUGCAAAGAUAAUAAUGUUGGCUUUUUACUGACACGGUCAGAGAGGUAGUUCAACAAUAUAUUUAUCAUUGUGCUAAGGAGCUAUUUCUAACAUUUAGUUUAACAACUCAACAAGUCUGUCUUUUAUAAAGGCAGACUUGUACAGUAUACAGUACAACAGGGGUGGCCAUUACGUCGAUCGCAACCUACCGGUAGAUCGCCUAAGCGUCACUUUUUAGUUGUCGUAUGACAUCAGUCAGCUCCCCUCCUGAUUCGCGCUUGCUCCCCCGCAGCGUUUCAAGCUACACACGAAGAUGCAACUUUCAUCUUUAUUAUUCUGAUUAUGGAUGAACUAACUCAGCGGUAAGAUGAUCUGUUCACUUUUAGCGGCUAGUUACGUAGAAAAAAAGUGUAUUGUUUACUGGCUUUGCUUCCCGUCAUGAACUCCACUACAGAAAUCAGCGUUUUCUACACGUUUGCUUCUUAAACUAUUAUUUCAUGAUGAAAUUAAAAAUGUGCCCAUAGGUGAAACCUGCAAUAUGUUGCCUUGACUUCGGCUGCAUUGUCUUUUGCAUGAUCAUUUUAAAUUCUUGUAUAUUGGUAAUGUUUGAUAGCAAAUGCUAACUGGAUAUAAUACAUGAACUGUGUGCCCUAAUGAACGUUACAUUGCUAAUGUGACUGACAUAUUACCAGUACUCAGGUUAUGUACACAACUAUUUAGGAGUUAUGUGGAAUUAUCUUGAUUUCCAUAUUGAAGUGAAUUAUGAUAGCAACUACUUUGAUUACUUGUAAACUUUGAAAAUGUGAAUGUGAAAUACUAAUCAUUAAUAUUUACAAUAGAAUUUCAGAGUUUACUGGUUACAUUUUGUAUAUGUUAUGUUUUAUAGAAAGAGGUAGAUCAUUUUGACUUGUACUUGCAUGCUAUGAAAGUGCGAAAGUGACUGAUCUACAUGUAUAACCUACAUAAAUAUGUACUCAUAUUUUUUUUUAAUAAAUAUAGUAAAUAUAUAUACUUUCUAUAUUUAUAGUAAUAGGUAAAUCUUUGGGUAAUUUUAAAAGUAGCUCGCUGGCUAAAAAAGUGUGAGCACCCCUGCAGUAGAUGGUGGACUUAAUAGUGCAGCAGAUAAAUGCAUUUUUAGUAAAAUGCUUCCCUUGGUGAUACUAGCAUGAAAUUUGACAUAUCUUCCCCAUAAGCCACAUUUUGAAAAUGACUGGGUGUCCACUCACAAUUUCAAGAUGGCUGACAUUUUUCAAGAUGGCCAGCAGUCACAGUUAUUAUCAUAGGUUUUGCAUGUACCUAAUUGUUUGUAUAUGCAGUUUUGCUUUGGCUUUACAUAUUUACAGUAGAGUGAACAAGGAAAGGUCAAAUGGAUGUGUUUAAUAUUUCAUAGAGCGUACUAUAAACAAAGAUGCCGUCCAAUAUGGUCCCCACAAACCACUGUAUUUCAGGAUUCAGUAGGCACACCCUGAGGAAAAUGUUAUCACUCAAAGCUUUCUCUUCGACAGCUCAAAAGACAAUUUUGAGAUUCUCAUGUCAGCUUCAUUUUAGUCUCUCUUUUGUCUCAAAAUGUUUCUCAGUUAUUUCUCCUAAAAAUGCCUUAGGAGAAAUAUGGUGGGACAUACGCCCAGAGGAAAACUUUAUUGCUCAGAGCUUGCUCUUCUACAGCUCAGGGGAGAGUCUCAUCUAUGUCUCAUUUUAGUUUCUCUUGUGUCUAAAAAUGUUUCUUCUCAUUUAUUUCUCCUAAAAAUGCCUUAGGAGAAAUAAAGGGAGCAGGGCCUUUUUUCGCUUCAUUUUCAUGGAAGACACAGAUCUUCAUGGUGAAUCCAGCAUACUGCUCUUGCAGCAAUUCAAUGAUGACAUCCUGUAAAUACAUGAAUACAUAAAUAUAUUUUGUUCACAUUCAUCGUGCUCUAUAUUUACUUCCUGGGUCGAUCAGAGUGGAUCGAAAUUGUUUAAGGUGAUGUCAAAAAAUCCAAACUAUCUCUUUAAGUAGCCUCAAAUAUUUCUCAGGUUCAGGCAUUUGCAUAUAUUCCACACGGAGAGUAAUGUCAGCAAUUAUAAUAGAUUCAAUCAAAUUCUGGCUGAUAUUUGAGUUUAAUUUGUUACUCACUUACAAAAGGUAUAUGUGGGCUGUCCAAUGGCAUAGUGGCAUGAGUUAGCUUUAGAGCUAUCAUGUCUAUUUAUUUAUGUACCGUGUAAUCAUCUUCAGUUAGCAGUUUUUGGUUAACAUGAAAAAUUGAAGCCACAGUUUUGCCUCAGGUUGCGUACAUUCCCCGGUUAGCAUCCAAUAUGGCUCUUUAAAAACAUAAGUCAUCUUGAAAUUAGCAAAUAAAAUACAUUCUUAGUUGUAUAUAAUAGUAUUGUGACAUUUUGAGUCUCAUAACAAGCUUGUGAUGCUCAAAAGUAUGGUAGUAUUUUUUCCAAUCAGAAGUAGCAUUUUUAUUUUUAC